Molecule: messenger RNA, 849 nt
Organism: Chondrus crispus (carragheen)
Lineage: Eukaryota; Rhodophyta; Florideophyceae; Gigartinales; Gigartinaceae
Product: Alkane hydroxylase
Exons: 2
Coding region: 1-849 (282 amino acids)
Biological process (GO): lipid metabolic process
Molecular function (GO): oxidoreductase activity
Source: RefSeq, a predicted model, not a curated record
AUGCUUAUCUGGGCCGCCUCACGCGUCUCGCACCCAACCGACGCGCCGGAGGGCCUCCGCCUCCUCGGCCUCGUCUGGUCCACGGCCCUCAUCGCCGCGGAGGGCAUCAACUGCUCGCACGAGCUUCUGCACCGCCGCUCGCGCCCGGAGCGAUUCCUUGCCCAUCUCCUGCUCGUCUCGGUCAUGUACGGUCAUUUCGUCAUCGAGCACGCCCGCGGACAUCACUUCACCGUCGCCACCCCGCACGACCCCGCCACCAUGCGCUUCGGCGAGAGCGUCUACCGCUUCCUCCCGCGCACCAUUCUCGGCGGCUACAAGUCCGCAUGGCGCCUCGAAGUUACCCGUCUCACACGCGAGCGCGCCCCGGUCUGGGGCCCGCACAACGCUAUGCUGCGCUACGCUGCUGGCCAGGCCGCCUUCGUAGUCGGUUUUUAUACCCUUUUUGGCAUCCCGGGCCUCCUGCUCUUCUUGUUUCAGGCCACCGUCGCUAUCAUAUUACUCGAACAGAUCAACGCCAUCGAGCACUAUGGCCUGGAGAGGAAGGCCGUCGCCGACGGAUACGAGCGAGUAGGCCCCAAGCAUAGCUGGGACGCCCCGCACCGCGUGUCCAGCUACCUCCUGUUCAAGCUGCAGGUCCACGCAGACCAUCAUUUGCACGCGUCAAGGAGAUACCAGACGCUCGAGCUCACAGAGGGGAGCCCUAUGCUGCCCGCGGGCUAUCUGACCCUAGCCCCGAUCCUGCUCGUGCCCCCGCUGUGGAGGGCCGUCAUGGACCCCGUCCUCCUUGCGUACCGCGAGCGCUGGCGCGCCGAGGAGAUCGCGCAGGCAAACGCCGCCAAGAAGGAGUGA